AUGGCAGGAUCCCUUCUCUUGCCCCUACAGAUCCUACUACUGUCCUUAGUCCUGGGAUCUGCUGGACAAGAAGCCCAAGGUGACAAGAGUGGAGAGAAGAUUAUUGAAGGAGUCCCAUGUACAAGAGGCUCCCACCCCUGGCAGGUGGCCCUGCUCAAGGGCACUCAACUCCACUGUGGAGGUGUGCUGCUCAAUGAGCAGUGGGUGCUCACUGCCGCCCACUGCAUGAUGAGUGAAUACAACGUGCACAUGGGCAGCGAUCAGCUGAGUGAUAAGAGAGCCCAGAAGAUUCGGGCCACGAGGUCAUUCCGCCACCCUGGCUAUUCCACUCAGACCCACGUUAAUGACCUCAUGCUUGUGAAGCUAAGUAAACAAGCCAGGUUAUCAUCGAGAGUGAAGAAAGUCAACCUGCCCUCCCGCUGUGAACCCCCUGGGACCACAUGCACCGUUUCUGGCUGGGGUACCACCACCAGCCCCGAUGUGACCUUUCCAUCAAAGCUCAUGUGCACAGAUGUCAAGCUCAUCUCCUCCCAGGACUGCAAGAAGGUUUACAAGGACCUUCUGGGAAAAUCCAUGUUGUGUGCUGGCAUCCCCAACUCCAAGACCAACGCCUGCAAUGGUGACUCAGGGGGACCACUGAUGUGCAAAGGUGCCCUGCAAGGCCUGGUGUCCUGGGGAACUUUCCCUUGUGGCCAACCCAAUGACCCAGGUGUCUAUACCCAAGUCUGCAAGUACACCAACUGGAUAAAAGAGACCAUGAGAAAGCAUCGCUAA
Canis lupus familiaris (dog) is the source of this 774-nucleotide messenger RNA. It is a transcript of the gene KLK7, whose product is annotated as kallikrein related peptidase 7. The record is from RefSeq and is marked validated. Lineage: Eukaryota; Metazoa; Chordata; Mammalia; Carnivora; Canidae. Gene Ontology annotation, molecular function: serine-type endopeptidase activity. Gene Ontology annotation, biological process: proteolysis; positive regulation of antibacterial peptide production.